Messenger RNA from Leopardus geoffroyi (Geoffroy's cat), 2654 nucleotides. It is a transcript of the gene SLC25A33, whose product is annotated as solute carrier family 25 member 33. The transcript is spliced from 7 exons. NCBI's taxonomy places the organism in Eukaryota, Metazoa, Chordata, Mammalia, Carnivora, Felidae. Gene Ontology annotation, cellular component: mitochondrion. The record is from RefSeq and is a predicted model, not a curated record. The coding region runs from base 244 to 1209 and encodes 321 amino acids. Gene Ontology annotation, molecular function: pyrimidine nucleotide transmembrane transporter activity. Gene Ontology annotation, biological process: pyrimidine nucleotide import into mitochondrion.
ACGGCCGCGCGCCGGGCUCCGGCUGGUGCUGGGCUCGCGCCGCAGAGGCCGGUGAGGCGCCGGCGGCCACGCCGCGAAGGGCGCUGAGCGAGGGAGCGGGUUGUGCGGCCGCGCGCGCAUGGAGGCGGCGCCGGCAGCCGCCUGAGGGUCGCGGGAAGAGCGGAGCGGGCCACCUCGCGCAUCCCUCGAGCGGCCUCGCUCCCCGGGCACCCGGAGGCGGCGGGCCGUGGAGCCGGCGCGGCCAUGGCGACGGGCACGCAGCAGAAGGAGAACACGCUGCUUCACCUCUUCGCCGGCGGGUGUGGGGGCACGGUUGGUGCUAUUUUCACUUGUCCGCUGGAAGUCAUUAAGACACGGUUGCAGUCUUCCAGAUUAGCUCUUCGGACAGUCUAUUAUCCUCAGGUUCAUCUGGGGACCAUCAGUGGGGCUGGAAUGGUGAGACCAGCAUCGGUGACGCCUGGGCUCUUCCAGGUUCUGAAGUCGAUCUUGGAGAAGGAGGGACCAAAGUCACUUUUUAGAGGCUUGGGUCCAAAUUUGGUUGGAGUUGCGCCAUCAAGGGCUGUGUACUUUGCGUGUUACUCCAAAGCCAAAGAGCAGUUCAAUGGCAUUUUCGUGCCUAACAGUAAUACUGUGCAUAUUUUCUCAGCCGGCUCUGCAGCUUUUGUCACAAAUACCUUAAUGAAUCCUAUAUGGAUGGUUAAAACCCGGAUGCAGCUGGAACGGAAAGUGAGAGGCUCCAAGCAGAUGAACACACUCCAGUGUGCUCGCUACGUUUACCAGACGGAAGGCAUUCGUGGCUUCUACAGGGGAUUAACCGCCUCGUAUGCCGGGAUUUCAGAAACUAUCAUCUGUUUUGCUAUUUAUGAAAGUUUAAAGAAGUAUCUGAAAGAAGCUCCAUUGGCCUCUUCUACAAAUGGGACUGAGAAAACUUCCACGAGUUUUUUUGGACUUAUGGCAGCCGCUGCUAUUUCUAAAGGAUGUGCUUCCUGCAUUGCUUAUCCACACGAAGUCAUAAGGACACGGCUCCGGGAGGAAGGCACCAAGUACAAGUCUUUCAUCCAGACCGCUCGGCUGGUCUUCCGGGAAGAAGGUUACCUUGCCUUUUACAGGGGACUCUUUGCCCAGCUCAUCCGGCAGAUACCGAAUACUGCCAUCGUGUUGUCUACCUAUGAGUUAAUUGUGUACCUGUUAGAAGACCGUACUCAGUAAGAGGCCAGAAAAUUGUGCUCUAGAAUAAAAUUGAAAAACUCUAGAGAAUUUUUUUUUCCGUUGAUGUUCAGAACGUUUGGGACGGAAACAGGAAAGGCCAUAAGAUAUGUGGCUCCUAUCACCUGUCGGACAUUUCCUUUUGGAUUCAUGUUUUCUGGAAGGUUUAAAUUCAUUAACGUUAAUAGUUAAUUAUAACUUUGGUGGGUUUUUUUUUUUUUUUUUUUUUUUUUAACUUAAAAGGAUUCAGGAUUGAGCAGCAGCUAAAUUAAAUCAUGCUAUUUAAUUUCAGUAUAAAUUUGGUUUGUGUCCUUUUUUAUGUUCACUGUGCUAUAAACUAUGGCUAAGGAAUUUAGUGAAAUGUAACCCUAGAAAUGCAGAGAAAACCUGUAAAAUCAGAAUCCAACUUGUUUCGUAAUCUGAAGCCACACUGCUGAACGGUAAGAUGUGUCACAUUUUGGUGGCACUGGGUGGACCAGGACAGACUUCCCAGCCAUUUUUCUUUUCUAUACAUUUCCAAGUCUCGUGCAGAUUGAUAAUUUAAGCUUUCAGGCUACUGAGUUAAAAAAGAAUAAAUUAAUUAAAACUUUCUGCCACCAAAUGUUUUAAACUGUGAACAUGUUUCUAAAGUUAUCCUUUAUCCCCAGUUUGAACCAAAGGCAAGAGUUUUAACGAACUAUGUACCAAUUGCCUUACUCCUGGACCUAUUUCCAGAAGUUAAGCCUGGUCAAGCCCAGGUACCUUGUUAAGUGUCGGCUGUGAAUGUGGAAUCUGGUGAGUAAUAGACCUUUCCUGUCAGGUCUUUAACCCUGUUCUUGGUUCCCUAGAAUUGGAGGGGAAGAACCUGACACAGGGUUGAGUGCCCACCCCUUGGAGAGUUCACUUUAUUCUGACAGGAGGUAUAUUUAAAUAUGUUUUUUUUUUUUUUUUAAAUUAAACACCUAGAAAUGACAAAUUACCAGAAUUUUAGCCACACUGAGUCACCACUCCCCCUUUCUUUUUUAACUUUAUUUAGUUUCGAGAGAGAGAGAGUACACACGAGUAGGGGAGGGGCAGAGAGAGCAGCCAGAAUCCCAGACAGGCUCCAUGCCGCCAGCAUGAGCCUGAUGGGGCCCGAACCCAGGAACUGUGAGCUCAUGACCUGAGCCACGAUCAAGAGUUGAACACUUAACUGAGGCAUCACCCAGGCACCCCCACAACUCCCCGCUUUUAAAGGAAAUUUAAUAAGAGACAAAAAGCAAUACAGAAGGCAGGUAAGACCAAUGGUCUUUCAAGAGCUCUUUCCCUGGAACUUGCUUAUUUGUUCACGAAGGUUGGUUUUCAGUCUGAAUAUCCAGAAAGAUGCCGGAUUCCAAUGACUGACGCACAGUAGCUUCAGAUCCGGUUGUAGAUGCUCUGGUGGGGAUGAAAGGAUGUUUUCAAAUUGUGUUUAAACAAAAAUUUUUUUU